UGACUUGGUUACCGGAUAGGGGCUCGUAUAAAAAGCCACGUUUCGUUCUGGCGAUCCUAUUUCCGUGUGAGUUGGAGAGGUACAGGAUUAAACUAUAGCCAUGGCCGACCAGUUGGAUAUGGUGCAAAGAGAUCCCAAUGAUCUCAACAGUCACAUAAAGGUUCGUUUUGAGGACGUCCUCGGUGAGCCCGAUGGCGCCCACUCGAUCGACUGCGUCUGGAAGCUUGCCUUCACCUGCUUCGAAUGCGGCAAAGGUCUCUGCUACAAACUCCUCACCAUCCUAUGUGGCAUCUGCAUCGCGCUCGCCUGGGGCUGCAACUUUGCCUUGGUGGCAUUCGACCACGUCUGGUGUUACACGCCAUGUAUCAGGGACUUCUCAAUCUGCGUCGGGUGCUUCCAGAAGGUGUACGGAACCAUUAUCAUGUGCGCUGCUGGCCCUGUUUGCGAGGCAUGUGGCAUGAUGUUCAGCAAAAUCAAGGUUCAGAAGUCGUAACAAGGAUAACGCUAGCGGUAUGAUGGGCAGGAAAAUCUGUGCAUCUAGAUACGGAAGGGAACAAGGGACCAAUAUAACAAACAACUAUUACGUCGGUCAAUGAACAUCAUAGUAACUGUUGAUUCUGAGAGAUCAACGGUUGUCCAUAUAUUCUAGUUUAACUUGCUUCAGAUGCGAAACGUUUUUUUUUUGUUAAAUACUGUGAUAUUAUACUCUGCAAAACCAUGAAUGUGAUAUUCUUGAUAAAACUCUGUACUAUUUAUUUUCCUGUAUCUUUUACAUAACAUGAAACGUAUCCUUUUAAUUAUUUCAUACGUCUUAAUUUUAUUCUUCAUUUCGUUUCAAUAAAUGUAUUUUGAUUAAAAAGAUGAAUCAGCUUA
Messenger RNA from Dreissena polymorpha, 873 nucleotides. Its product is annotated as caveolin-1-like. NCBI's taxonomy places the organism in Eukaryota, Metazoa, Mollusca, Bivalvia, Myida, Dreissenidae. Gene Ontology annotation, molecular function: molecular adaptor activity. The record is from RefSeq and is a predicted model, not a curated record. Gene Ontology annotation, cellular component: caveola. Gene Ontology annotation, biological process: caveola assembly.